Molecule: messenger RNA, 2257 nt
Organism: Hydra vulgaris (swiftwater hydra)
Lineage: Eukaryota; Metazoa; Cnidaria; Hydrozoa; Anthoathecata; Hydridae
Source: RefSeq, a predicted model, not a curated record
AUGAUUACAUUGGGCUUGUAAUACAAUAAAAAUUUAAUUAUGCUCCAUACCUAAAAGUUAAUUGAACAACAAAUAAUCUUGAGGCUUCUAAAAUGUUUGAUUUUUCCUGAUCCCUGGCGAAUUAAAAAAAAAAAUUUAUUUGUUUUAUGCGACGCCAGCAGGCUUUAGUGGAAUAGGCAGAGACUGACACACUGGGCAAAAUUCAGAUUGUAAUUUAAUAUAUGGAGAAUACAGCUGUUGUUAGAAGCCUCCGCAAUAAGUUAUCAAAAUAAUUUCAGCAUCAGGCUGGCUAAGUAAAGUUGAGCAGGGUCAAAACCACCAACCCUUCAGUUUGUUGUAAUACGAAUUUAGUUUGCAAGUAAAUAAAAAAAAAAAAAAAAGAUAAUGAACAACGCAUCAAGUUCUAUGUAUCCUUUAUUGAGCGCUGGUGCGUCGACGUCUUUAGCAAUAUGUUUUGUGUUAAUUGCCACUUUUAGUAUUUUGUUUAACGCAGUUUUGAUAACCGUUAUACUGUCGGAGAAAAAGUUGCACACUAUGACAAGUAUUUAUAUAAUCAAUUUAGCUAUAGGCGACUUGCUUACAGCAAUAGCAGUUGUACCUUUUGAUGCUGAUUACAUGCUCAAGCAAAAUUUUCCGUAUGAUAAAAUACCAUGUGGAAUAAAGGAGAUAUUGUUUAUGGUUUCUUUACCAUCUUCAAUUAUUAACUUGUUAUUACUAACAUGUGAAAGAUUUGUUUCUGUAUAUUUUCCAUUUGAAGAAACUCGAUAUUUUUCGAAACGUAUCGUAUUUUUAUCAAUAUCUUUAAGUUGGAUUUAUUCAAUGAAUGUUGGUUUUUACCCUAUUUACAAAGACGGAAUUUCGGCCAUUAAAAUUAAAGAUAAAAGAUGCUAUAUGGAAUUUUCGCCCGCUUUUGCGUAUUACCACAUUAUAGUCAACUUUACAAUUCCUGUUUUAAUAAUAGCUGGCUUAAAUAUUUUUUUAUUUACCGUAGCCCAUAAGCAUCAAAAACAAAUCCUGAAAAUGGUUAUUAAUAACUCGCAAAAAUGUUCUUUUCAUGGUAACGUAAAAGCCGCAAAGACAAUUUUAAUGCUUUUUGGAAACUUUUUUGUAUGUUGGAUAAUUUACAUAUUGAUAGCGACAUCUCAUCUAUCGUGUCACCAGGAUAAUUGUCUCCCAAAAGAGUUGCCGUGGGUUAGCAAUGUCAUAAAUUAUUUAAGUAUUGUUUUGAAUCCUUUUAUUUACGGGUUGUUAAAUACUUGCAUACGUAAAGCUAUUCUUAAAAAUAUACACAAAGUUUUAAAUUUGUUCUGCAAAUCUCAACAAAUAAAAUGUAUAAAAGAAACAGAUUUGCAUUUGAUUGCUCCUUCUUAAUUUUUAAACAUCUGUAAGACGUUUCAUCAGAAAUCAUAUUAUCAAUAAAGAGGUUUCAUCAAACGAUAUAUUCUUUAAGACAGGAUGAAAAAGGUAACAUUAAUCGAAGUGAAUGUAUAUGCCGCUUCAUUAAUUACCAUUUUAAAUCAGAAAUCAAUCUAUUAAUAAUAAUCAUUCGUUAAAAAGUCUGAGUUAAAAUUUAAAAAAAUUUUUGUUUUUAUUUCUUAAUCUAUGGAACGAAAAGAUAUGAAAGAUAUUAUUACCAAAAUGGAUUAUAUGCAAGUUUUUGAUGUCGGAAAGAAUGAUUUCUAUACAAUUUAACAAUUAAAUAACGUUUUUGUAAAAGGAGCUAAGUCAUAUUUUACAUGUUUUAAAAAAAGUAAAAAAAGUAAUUAUCAAGCGAAGUAUAGUUUGCAGAGCCGUUUCUAGGAGGGGGCGUAGGGACGUAUCCCCUAUGAAAACAUUAUUCAAAAAUUAAUCGGCAAUUUAGGACCUGUAGUCGGCAAGUUCGGAUCUUUAGUCGACAUUUGGCAAAUGUCAGACAACGGGAACCUUUUAUUUAAAAGUUGUUUUUUUAGUAAAAUACAGAUACGUCAUCCCCAUCCCGCUUUUAAGAUCUCUUUGAGACGGCCCUUAUAAAUUAAACCUCAAAAAUUUUGUAAUCGUAAAUGAAAAUGAUAAACAUUUUUUUUGCUAAUACUAACAUAAAUAAAUUUGUACCUUUUUCAAUAAAGAAUCCAAGUAAAAAGAAAACUUUAUUUAGGAAAAAAUAGACUAAGCUCCCGUUUAUAAAAACGCUUUCUGAUUUUAUUUAGAUUUUAGGUUUUUUUCUUGUACUUAGUUGUAAAUGUGUUUAUAAUGUACGGCAACCGACAACUUUUUUUAA